Molecule: messenger RNA, 3043 nt
Organism: Amphibalanus amphitrite
Lineage: Eukaryota; Metazoa; Arthropoda; Thecostraca; Balanomorpha; Balanidae
Product: serine palmitoyltransferase 1-like
Exons: 13
Coding region: 207-1640 (477 amino acids)
Biological process (GO): sphingosine biosynthetic process; ceramide biosynthetic process
Cellular component (GO): endoplasmic reticulum
Molecular function (GO): pyridoxal phosphate binding; serine C-palmitoyltransferase activity
Source: RefSeq, a predicted model, not a curated record
CAAAGUUUGACUAUGUUGACGCCUAUCAAGUAAAUUGAUGUAGACGCCUAUACUUGGCCUACACCUUGGCCUACACCACUGCUUGCCUACACUUCAACUUGUAAACGCCUAUCUCCGGCCGCCGCUGAUCCAGAUCGCCGCUGAUUAUCGCAAGCAGGGCUCUGUCUCAAAGUGAUACAGCAGGAAUACUCUCUGAGUUUGUAGUCAUGGUGACUGUGGAGAUAUAUGAGUUUGUAAGACUAUUCUUUGAGGUUCCGAUCUACCACUUGAUAUUGGAGGCGGUGCUCAUCAUCUGGGUGCUUAGUCUGAUUCUGAAAAGGACUAAAAAAUCUAAGUCCUCGUUAUCAGAGAAGGCCAGCCUGUGGGAUAGGCUCUCUGAGCAUGAGAAGGAGGAGCUCAUUCAAGAGUGGACUCCUGAGCCCCUGGUGCCUGAUGACGCUGACCUGAACCCCAUCAAAUAUGACGUCAUCCAAGGAAAGGUGGGGAAGCACGUGACUAUCGGAGGCCGCCAGUACCUGAACGCCGCCACGCACAACUUCCUGGGCAUGGUCGGCGACGACCGGGUGGAGGAGGCGGCCGUUCGCUGUCUGCGCAAGUACGGCGUCGGCUCGUGCGGGCCGCGCGCCUUCUACGGAACCAUCGACGUGCACCUGGACUUGGAGAAGCGCGUCACCCAGUUCCUGGGCACAGAGGAGGCGGUGCUGUACUCGCUGGGAUUCUCCACCGUGGCCAGUGCCAUACCCGCCUACGCCAAACGGUCGGACGUCAUCUUCGCAGACGAGGCGGUGUGUUUCGCCAUCCAGAAGGGUCUGCAGGCGUCCCGCAGUGAGAUACGCUACUUCCGCCAUAACGACACAGCCCACCUGGAGCAGCUGAUUGAGGAGCACAACAAGGCCAGCAAAAAGCUGAAGCCGAAGCAGGCGGCGCUGGUGCGCCGAUUCCUGGUGGUGGAAGGUAUAUACGCCAACACGGGUGCCGUGUGCCCCCUGCCCGAGCUGCUGCGACUCAAGGAGGCCCACAAGCUGCGCCUGUUUGUCGACGAGUCGCUGUCGUUCGGAGUGCUGGGAGACACCGGACGCGGGCUCACCGAACACUUUGGAGUCACGGCACGUGACGUGGACCUGAUUUGUGUCAGCAUGGAGGCGUCGCUGGGCUCGGUGGGCGGAUUUACCACCGGAUCCUUCUACGUGGCCGACCACCAGCGGCUCAGCGGACAGGGUUACGUGUUCUCGGCCGCCUUGGCACCUCUGUGCGCUGCCGCUGCCAUGUGUGUCAUCGACCAGCUGGACGAACAGCCCGAGAUGACGGCCAAGCUGCGCAGCGUCUGUCGCGCCAUGCACAAGGCGCUGGCAAACAUCGACGGUCUGGAGCUGUGCGGUGACGAGGUCUCGCCGGUCAAGUUCCUACAGCUGUCCAAGCCGCGGCUGGAGCGGCAGCAGUCUGAGGCCGUCCUUCAGAACAUCGUGGACCAGUGUCGGGAGGCCGGUAUCGCCCUGACGCGUGCCCACUACCUGGAGCCGGAGGAGCACCGCCUGCCUCCGCCGGCCAUCCGCGUCACCUGCAAUAGACUGAUGGAGCCAGAGGACAUCCGCAGCAUCGAGACGGCGCUGACCAGGGCGGCCGGAGCCGUCCUUGGAUAGAUGGUCUGAACCUGUCCGGUCUGACCCGACCCGGUCAGACACCUGGCCCAGCUCGGCCUGACCUCAGUCAGUUCUGCGUGACCUCACUCGACCUGGUCUGACCAGCUCUCCGCCUAACCUGGUCGUGACGUCCAGUCAACGAAUAACGAGCGAUCGAGAGACGUGAGCACAUGAGAGCGAUGCUGUGACACUAAAGGCAUCAGACAUUGGGUAUGGGAACAUGGGGACUAAACUGGGAGUCAUGGGAAGGUGCGGCUGCGGUAACUGCUGUAUGGGAGAGAAGAACUGUUAGUCGAUGGGUUCGUUAGUGCUUUGAGAUUAGCCUGGGAUACUCCCAAAACACCGUCCGUUGGGACUGUAUGGCGGUUCAGCUGAUGGGUUGACGGAUAUAGAAGGUAUAGAAGAAGGAAGGGUAGAGAAUGGUGUACUUACCACAUACCAACGGCCUACGUUCUGGGACUAACAGGGACCUCGGUUAAUAGGUGGAUUGUAGCGAUGUGUGGUGAUUAUAAUGACACUGCCAACUGCACCGAUUGUGAAUGUGAUGUGUCCUUCGCGUCCAGCAGUCCUGGAAAACAGUUGGUGCCUGUUACUCCGCUAGGUGCCAUUCCAGCCAUGUCACAACCUCUGGGUGCCAGCUGGCUGACGGGACCGAAGUGUCCCUUCGUCCGCGUGCCUCGGGUGUUAUGUCUCUGUGGGUGGGGUUACCGAUCGGGAGAUCGAAAACGCACCAUACAUGUCGGGUUUUCGAGUGAUUUGCUACACGCACGCACACUGCACAGGGCUGAGCGUUGUUUACUGGAGGUCAACUGUCGUUCAGUUGUGUUGCCAUAAGAUGAUGGUAUCAGGGUGCCUUUGCGAGUUCAUAAUACCACGCACAUACAGUUGAACGGCGGUAUUGGAGGGUUUAUACUUUAAACACUCGUUUAGCGGCCAGUGUGCUUUUUCACAAUGGUCACGCCGCAGCCUUUUUCGAAGCACAGCCUUGAUUUUCUGCGAUGUGCCGUGCCUUAUUGCUUGUUACGGAACCUUACGAAUCAAGUGUGGUAACUUUUGCACGAGCUUGUUACGCUUCCAUGUAUCGCAUUCGUCAUGAUUUGCAGGUUUUCUUACGGCAUUGAUUGUUUUGUAUUUCGUUCUACAUAUUUGUUUGGACUUAUAACGUUUUGAUGAACGCUUUGUAUGUUUGGUCUCAAGGCAUUUGAUUCGAUGUUACUGCUUCCGGUAUUACUGUGGUGUAUGCAUAUACAUAUUUGUGCCUGACUUGAAAUAUUUCAGAUUUGCUUAGGUUGAUUCUGCAAUUAUGUUAGUAGAAUAUAAAUGGCACGACCGUCGUGGAAUAUCGUAUUUAUCGUCGUCACAUUGUGUAUAUCGUUGGGACGUGACAGUUACUUUCGUUUGCA